AUGAGUGCACGAAGAAAUGGUGGCAUUUCUAAGCAUCAGAGAGCUGAGAAAUUUAGUGGUGAAGGGCCAAACUGGAUCCUAAUUGCAGGUGGUGCAUUGUUGAGCACAUUGUCCAUUCGCUUUGGGUACAAGCUGAAGCAGUCGCUUGAUUCGAAAUCUCAAUCGAAUGGCUCUACUGGAUUAAAAGCUAAUGGAACAUCUGAGAGGCAGAAACCAAUAGGUUGUUGCUUGCACUCCAACGCAUCUUCCUGUGUGCAUAAUAAUGAUUACUGUUGCUUCCGCUCCGUUCCAGGAACUGAGAAUGUGGAGGGAAAAGAGGUGACAAACGAGGAAAUGGUAUCCGCAUCUGAAACUUCACUGCCUCUUGUGACAGUACCUGCUCCAUCAUAUAGCAAAGAGAAUGGAGUCAUGUGGACAUCUUCUCCUGAUCGCCUGGAACUGCCCCCGAGACCGUACAAUCACCAUUCGACCUGCUCGGAUUCUCCUUGCGUGUCUGAAACCAGCUCAGACAUCUUCAGCAAACGAGAAGUAAUACAGAAACUGAGGCAGCAGCUGAAGAGACGCGACGACAUGAUACUUGAAAUGCAGGAACAGAUAACAGAGCAGCAGAACUCGUUUAACGCGCAGACGGCACACUCUAGCCAUCUCCAGGCGCAGCUAGACGCGAUGAACAGAGAUCUGUUUGAAUCAGAAAGAGAAGUUCAGAGACUGAGAAAAGCGAUCGCGGAUCACAGCGUGGGAUGCAACGGUAGCAACGGCAAGACAUCUCCUGUUGCACCUUGGAGUGGCCAUGUGAACGGGUUUAUGGACAGCGAGAACAACUAUGAGUCGCCGGAAAAGGGAUCAAAGGAUGGAGAAAGAAUAGAGAUGCUAAGAAAGGAAGUGGAUGAGCUUAAAGAGGUGAUAGAUGGGAAAGAGUAUCUACUUAGAAGCUACAAGGAGCAGAAGAUUGAGCUUUCACAGAAGGUCAAAGAGUUGCAGCAGAGAUUGGAUUCACAGCUUCCAAAGUUAUUGUAG
Molecule: messenger RNA, 1017 nt
Organism: Microthlaspi erraticum
Lineage: Eukaryota; Viridiplantae; Streptophyta; Magnoliopsida; Brassicales; Brassicaceae
Source: the annotation of a GenBank genome assembly